AUGCUUCAAAAAACGGACGAGGCUUUAUACGCUGCUGAACAAGGAAGAGCACAAGCCUUGCUAGACGCUUUGCAAAUAAAAUAUGGCUUCGCAUCAUUUCCGAGGUCUAAUAAAUCUGAAGAAGAGGUUACAAACCCUUCAAGAAAAAUAUCUACUUUGACAGCUUUUCUUGCAAUAAAAAAUGAAACCAUAAAUAUAUGGGUAUUGGGAAAGGAAAGCAACGCUGUAUUCAGGCAAGCAAAGUUAACAAGUGAAAGUGUACACGAAGAUUCAUCCGCUGUUCUUUUGGAAGCUGUUUUGAAAAACAUUGGUGCUGGGGUCGAUGUAAGAUGCGAGAAUCGGUCAUUGGAUAAGGUAAGCGACAAUCAACAGAAUCCAGCUCCUAGUACUCGAGGCGAUGAUCGAAUAUUGCAGCCGUCAUACACGAAUACCGACUGGUUACAGCCACUAUAUGAUGUUGUUAUUGGUCCCAUUGAAGACUUGCUUAAUUGUGAUGAACUUAUUGUAGUCCCUGAUGGUGCUUUGUCGUUAGCUCCAUGGGCAGCCCUAAGUGAAUCUCUAAGGAUUCGCACUGUUCCCUCACUUUCAAUUUUGAAGCUGAUCACUGAUUGUUCCGCUGAUCACCACGCUAAAGAUGGAGUCCUGCUUGUUGGAGAUCCAAGUCUGGAGAAAGUUACAAAUAAACGGGGUAAGCCCAUUUACAAGCAACUUAAUUACGCAAGAAAGGAAGUGGAGAUGAUUGGAGCAAUCCUAAACAGCCAAUCUCUUACAGGAGAAGCUGCAACAAAACAGGAGGUGCUUAAAAGAAUAGAGUCAGUCGCUUUAGUUCACAUUGCAGCCAGCGCAAGAAAGGAAAAUGGUGAAAUUGCCUUGGCUCCAAACCCCGGUUGGAAAUCAAAGAAUCCUACCCCUAUGGAAGAGGAUUAUAUUUUGAAGAUGUCUGAUAUUCAAGCUACUGAGUUGAGAGCGAGGCUGGUUGUGCUUAGUUGUUGCCAUAGUGGUAAAGGAGAAGUUAACUCCGAAGGCGUCGUCGGUAUGGCGCGGGCUUUCUUGUUUGCCGGUGCUCGUUCUGUGCUAGUGUCACUCUGGGCAAUCGAUGACAAAGCCACAGUGGAGUUUAUGAAAAGUUUCUACCAACACCUGAGAGCUGGCGAAAGCGCUAGUUAUGCUCUUCAGAAGGCCAUGAAAUGUCUCCGCGACUCGGGAACCUUUUCUGCCCCAAAGUACUGGGCUCCAUUUGUGCUGAUUGGCGAUGACGUUACAAUUCAAUUUGAUGAAAACCAUUGAAAACGUAAGUAAUUUUUUUUGCUUUGUAUUUUUAAGGUCUUCAGAACAGAAUUCGAAAAUGGCAAAAUUAAGGAAAUUUGCCGACAAAGCCACCAAGUCUGCCGAAUGUUACGAGAAACGUUGGAUAGAUUUCGGCGAACGUUUCCCAAUUUUAGGCCAUAUAAAAACCUGUGCUUACUUUUUCCUUACCAAAAGCCGAUUCUGAACUUCUUCCAGCAAAGAUUCCAAACCUUUACAAAAGCAUUGCUAUCGCAAUGACCCACUGCAUUACCAGUCGUCAACAGUUCAGUCAUAAAUAGAUCUGAAAUGGGAAUUGAAAACUAGAAAACUUCUUUCAGAUUAAGGACUUUCGAUUUAUCCUUGAAUUGAAAAAAUGGUUUGGAAUAGCUUAUGGAACAAAUAAUAAUGAUAAUAAUAGUAAUAAUAUAACGAUAAAAAUGUUGAUGACGAUGACGAUGACCACGACAACGACGAUGACGGUGACGAUGACGAUAAUUAUGAAGAUGAUAAUGAUGAUAAUGUUAACAGAGGCAAACGAAAUUUUUUCACCUUGAGCCAGGAUACAUGCAAAAAGCGGCAAGCUAGGAACUGCUUUUGCAUUUUUUAUUCGUUUGAGCUCAAACUUUGCAGGAUGGUAGAACUCUGUAUUCCAAAAAAUCCUAUGUUAUUUGUUUUACGAUUUUCGCGGUUUUUGGUGGGAAAAUGACGUCACAAGAUUGACAGCAAAAUUGAAAUUUCAAGACAUGGCAAAAAAAUAAAUAAUUUUGAAAGAACGUGACGUGAUAGAAACAAAUGUGAAAAAAAUUUUCGGAAAACCUCAAUUGCUUUAGGAGAUAUAGUAUCUUCAAAUGUCCUUAUGUUUCUAAAAAUAGUAACAAAAUGGCGGGAAAUUCAAAAAUCAAAGCUUAAUAACUCUUUAACCAAUUGAGUUAAUUGAGUCAUUCAGCAAAUGUUACCUAAUGCUAACACUUUCACCGUAAUAAUACAAUAAGUACAAUAAGUACUACUACAACUAAAGCAGUUAUUUCUCAAAGUGUGUUGAUGCAUUAAGGUGGCUCCGUAGUUAAUACAAGAGCAUUUAGCUGUGACAAAUUUUCCGUCAUAACUUUUUCGUUUUUAACGCGAUGGCUGCGAAACUUCGCAAAGAACAACAGAUAUCAUUCGGCAAUAAUAAUAAAUAUUCCGAUUUCAUAAAUGGUAAAUAUUUCUUGAGAAAUUAGCGCUUAAAAGGACCCUACUGUUCAAAGAAAAUCGCGUCUAGUAAAAAAUUUUGCUGAUAUUUUUUACUGAAAUUUCUGGAAUCGGCUUUAAUUGAUAUAAUAAAUAUGCCAGAGGAAUUUCAGAAAAAUCGUUGGAGCAGAAGUCCAUAACUAAAAGUCGCUCAAAAUUCAGCUGUGAAAUUGUUUUGGAAUUUCAAAAAUAAAUUACCAUCAGGACGAAGGAGCCACCAGUUUGAAUUUUCGGGACAAGUAAAUUCAACGUUUGCUAAUUCUUAAAACAAGAGCCGAUUGCCUAUCUUACUAUUCUUUAAAAGGUACUUUUUAGUUUUAGAGGCACUGUAAAUUGCUCCAAACCUUGCUCUGAAGUAGAAUGAUUUGUUCUUCGACAUUUUUAAAAUAUCCCUUGGCAGUUUUGGCUCAAACUCCUGCUGCAUACAUUUUGAUGUAUUGCAAUGCAUUUUCAACGGCUUUUACUGCUGUUCGUUGCUUCCAACUCAGGAAAAAAGUAUUGAGAUUGGACGCUACCUCGCAUCAGAGCUCAGAUAGAACUGUCCAGCACCUUUGUUUAUGACUACAAAAUGAGCACGGGCGGCGGUUCUGCGAGGAAUUCGCACCUCACCCAGGGGGGACGAACGACCACGAUGACCAUGCCUGUGAACCGAAUAACAUCACAGUGCAAAAUAAAAUUAUCGCAAAAAUACUGCCUGUGAUUAAAUUUACAACUCUGAAAUUUUAGUCACUCCUUCCUUCAAUGAAUGGGUAUUUUUUUUCUUGAUUAUUAUGUUUUGCUCUACAGUACAUGUUUAUACAGAUCGGUUCACAGACAUGGGGAUCAUUGUCAUUCGUCCCCCCUGGAUGAGGUGCGAAUUCCUCGCAGAACCGCCGCCCGUGUUCAUUUUGUAGUCAUAAACAAAGCUGCUGGACAGUUCUAUCUGAGCUCUGAUGCGAGGUAGCGUCCAAUCUCAAUACUUUUUUCCUGAGUUGGAAGCAACGAACAGCAGUAAAAGCCGUUGAAAAUGCAUUGCAAUACAUCAAAAUGUAUGCAGCAGGAGUUUGAGCCAAAACUGCCAAGGGAUAUUUUAAAAAUGUCGAAGAACAAGUCAUUCUACUUCAGAGCAAGGUUUGGAGCAAUUUAUAGUGCCUCUAAAACUAAAAAGUACCUUUUAAAGAAUAGUACGAUAGGCAAUCGGCUCUUGUUUUAAGAAUUAGCAAACGUUGAAUUUACUUGUCCCGAAAAUUCAAACUGGUGGCUCCUUCUUCCUGAUGGUAAUUUAUUUUUGAAAUUCCAAAACAAUUUCACAGCUGAAUUUUGAGCGACUUUUAGUUACGGACUUCUGCUCCAACGAUUUUUCUGAAAUUCCUCUGGCAUAUUUAUUAUAUCAAUUAAAGCCGAUUCCAGAAAUUUCAGUAAAAAAUAUCAGCAAAAUUUUUUACUAGACGCGAUUUUCUUUGAACAGUAGGGUCCUUUUAAGCGCUAAUUUCUCAAGAAAUAUUUACCAUCAAUGAAAUCGGAAUAUUUCGUAUUAUUGCCGAAUGAUAUCUGUUGUUCUUUGCAAAGUUUCGCAGCCAUCGCGUUAAAAACCAAAAAGUUAUGACGGAAAAUUUGUCACAGCUAAAUGCUCUUGUAUUAAUUACGGAGCCAUGCACCUUAAAUAUGUCUUUAUUUUCAGGGUCGCACAAAGUGUUUGAUGUCAAAGAAACUAUGCGUGUAUGUAACACAAAAAGGACUUUGCUUCCCUGCGAGCAGAGGUUUCUUUCUGAUGUGGCAUUUAACGUAUAUGAAGUAGUUGGUGUCGCUUGGCAGUUGUGUAGU
Molecule: messenger RNA, 4320 nt
Organism: Porites evermanni
Lineage: Eukaryota; Metazoa; Cnidaria; Anthozoa; Scleractinia; Poritidae
Source: the annotation of a GenBank genome assembly